AAUUACGUCAUACUUUAUGACAGUGACAAAGUUAAUCAAGUCUUAAGAGCUAGCGCGCACGGGAUAAAAAGUUAAAAGAAUAUUUAGAUAAAGCAGGUUCUAAAGUGCGAAGUAAAUCAUUAAAACUUCCAACAUUCAUUCGGAAAUAUCGAAAAAAAAUAUAUAAUGCUUUUAUUUCUCAUAUAUGGCUUUUUUUCUGGCGUAAGAGUUCGCAGACAACGACCGUCUCUUCAAAAUCCAUAACGACGAAUGACGCAUCGAUUUCAAAAAGUUUUAUCACUGUCAACCUUCGUGAGCGCACUCCACUCUGGAUAGGAGGAGACAUAAUAUUGUAGGACAAAUAAAUAAUUAAGAAACGAAUACAUACUUUCUUUAUUUUUUUAUUAAUAUUUAGCUUUCAUACCACCAUUCCACGUGGUCACGAUUUGUACAGUAGACAUUUUUAAUUUGUAUUUAUUUAAGGCUAAAAUGUAAAUAAUUCUAUAAUAAACUUUAACUUAUUUUUUACGUGAUAUUUAAAUAGACAGCAGAUGUUAAUAAAUCAAAUGUCAAAUAUCAAUAUUGUUACUGUCAUAGUGUAGUAUUAAGUAGGUAUAUUCUAUAGAGACGUCAAGUGUAGCAGCAGUUACAUUAUAAUAAAUUUAACUUAAAUUAAAUUUGUCUGAAACACUAUAAACUAUUAAUUAAUAAAUUAGAGCUACCUGCCUUUUAGGCGUUUAUAAACAUAAUAGUACAAUGAACUACAUGUAUAAAUUAAGACAUAACAAGAAUUGACAUGUGUUUGAAGAAUUUAUCCCUGAAAACAUAAAUAAAAUCAUCCCAGAUAAAACUGUACACAUUUUAUAAACAAGGGUUCUCAAAAGAAAGCUUAUAAAUCAAACAAUAGACUAAUUCUAAUUUUAAAAUGUUAAUAACAGUACCAAAAUUUCAAAAUAAACAGCUGAAGAGAUUUCUGGAGCACAGUGUGUAUCUUUUAAUAGUUUUCGUUUUAGUACCAGGGUUUAUAUAUUUUGAACUUUGUGUUGUGUUACCCACUGUGGUUGAAAUAUGGAGUAUUUAUUAUAUUAUGCAUUAUGUCUGUGCAACAUUUCUUUUAAUUAACAUUGUUGGAAAUAUGAUAUAUGGUAUGUUUACUGAUACAAGUAUAAGAGGAAAAGUUUUGGAAAGUGGACACAAAGAAGACUGGACGAUGUGUUCAAUAUGUGAGUGUCUACGACCUCCUCGUGCCUGGCACUGUGAUACCUGUGAUACAUGCAUUCUAAAGAGAGAUCACCAUUGUACAUUUUUUGCUUGUUGCGUUGGUUAUUAUAAUCAUAGAUAUUUCAUGUUCUUUACACUAUAUAUAUUCAUUGCUAUGGUGUACUCGUUCUAUUAUAAUGUAAUAUUUUUAAGUACCUUUAUAAAAUGGAACCAUGGACUGAUCAUAGCACAGUUUGUAUUUCCACUUGCUACUUUUGUGAUUGAUUUUGGAGAAGAGACUUUAUAUGUAUUUUUAGUGGAGAUAAAUUUCAUUAUAGGUGCAUUUACUGGUUUUCUUUUUAUAUUUCAUUUUAAUAAUAUAUUGAAAGGUAAAAUAACUCCAGAAACCAAACCAAAUGUUAAAGGAGUAUCUUAUGACAAAGGGCUUAAACUUAAUCUAAUUGAAGUAUUUGGGCAUAGAUGGCACCUCUCAUGGAUGUCUCCCUUUAUUAACAGCCCUUUACCUGGAAAUGGUAUUGAGUGGAUUAUUGAAGAUAAGCAUAAAUAGAUAUAAAAUAUAAGUUAAUUUAUUAAAUUUAUUAAUUGAGUGACAAAAUUUUAUUAUCAUGGCACAAAUUACACUUAAAAUCUUAUAACAUAUUUUCAACAAUAGUGGAAAUAUGCCUUAUUUUUAUUAUUAUAUAAAUAAAUAUUAUACAUAAUCUUAAGUAAAUAUUUAUAAUUAUAAAUUGUACUUAACUUAUUAACAUAAUAAUUUUUGUCAAAACACUACAAA
Molecule: messenger RNA, 1975 nt
Organism: Nymphalis io (European peacock)
Lineage: Eukaryota; Metazoa; Arthropoda; Insecta; Lepidoptera; Nymphalidae
Product: probable palmitoyltransferase ZDHHC24
Exons: 2
Coding region: 905-1747 (280 amino acids)
Molecular function (GO): palmitoyltransferase activity
Source: RefSeq, a predicted model, not a curated record